Molecule: messenger RNA, 976 nt
Organism: Tachysurus vachellii
Lineage: Eukaryota; Metazoa; Chordata; Actinopteri; Siluriformes; Bagridae
Gene: fam78bb
Product: family with sequence similarity 78 member Bb
Exons: 2
Coding region: 133-918 (261 amino acids)
Source: RefSeq, a predicted model, not a curated record
UCUACAACCUACUGUUGUGAUUAUCUUUCACUGUGAACGUUGGGAGAAACCCAGUGUCUGUGAUCGUUCCAACUGUAACUUACCCACACUGAUGCGAAUUCUUUGGUUGAGCUCAAAGCGCGCCUCUCUACCAUGGGCUGCGUCCAGAGCUUCAGCUGCAAGUCGCGGGUCAAGCGCGAAAACAUCACCGUGUGCGAUAUGUCAGCCACCAUUGACCAGUGCCCCACGGUGAUCGAGGAGAACUCGCCUAUAGUCCUGCGCUACAGGACACCGUACUUCAAAGCUUUUGCCCUAGUGGUCAUGCCGCCCAUCCCUCGCCACGAGACCUGGGUGAUUGGAUGGAUCCAGGCUUGCACUCAGAUGGAAUUCUACAACACUUACGGAGACACUGGCAUGUCGAGCUGGGAGCUCCCGGAGCUGAGGGACGGCAUGGUGAGCGCGAUCAGCGACUCGGACGGUGUGAGCUACCCUUGGUACGGCAACACUACCGAGACGGUAACCAUCUCAGGCCCGACAUCCAAACCUUCACGCCUCAUCGUCAGCAUGAAUGACAACUUCUACCCAAGUGUGACGUGGGCGGUGCCCGUGAGCGAGAACAACACGCCAAUGCUCACGCACAUCACUCGUGACCAGAGCUUCACCACGUGGCUGGUGGCGCUCAACGUCGGCACAUGCGAGAAGAUCCUGCUGCAAACCAUCAAAUGGAGAAUGAAAGUGGACAUCACCAUUGAUCCCACAAUGCCUCUGGGCUCCAGGGCCAGACUGGUUGGGCCUCUUCACCAGGACCAGCCCAAAAUCCUCACCCAAAUGGAACCCAUUCCCCACAAUGCCAUGGGCAAACCCAAUGCUAAUGAUGCCCAGGUGCUCAUGUGGCGGCCCAGAAGGGGAACGCCGUUGGUUGUGAUCCCCUCGAAGUAGCUGGUUCGGGAAAAAGUAAGUGUGGAUACAGGAUAGUCCUUUCCACUGGGUUGCUUUU